Panicum hallii is the source of this 1446-nucleotide messenger RNA. RefSeq names its product E3 ubiquitin-protein ligase SINA-like 7. Bases 174 to 1118 code for a protein of 314 amino acids. Gene Ontology annotation, molecular function: zinc ion binding. The transcript has 2 exons. The record is from RefSeq and is a predicted model, not a curated record. Lineage: Eukaryota; Viridiplantae; Streptophyta; Magnoliopsida; Poales; Poaceae.
CAAACCCUUCUUCUGCGGGUACAAACCCUCCUCUUGCGAAAUAAAAAAAAACUCCUCUAGCGCUGCUCCGAUCAAUCCCUCCUCGCUCACGCUCUGCCUCUGCUCUGCUCCGAGUCCACAGAUUGCGCCCGCGUCUACUCCGACGUCGAAGGAGGGGUAGGAGGGGUUUUUCCAUGGAGGAAGAAGAGGAGUGCGAGUACGAGUCAGAAACGGAGUCGCUCCGCUCCGAGGAACGGCGCCAAAAACGGCGAGUGGAGAUGGGGAAGGAGGCGGUAGGAGGAGGGGGUGGCGGUGGAAAUGGAGACGGAGGAGGAGAAGAAGCGGCGGGUGAAGCGGGGAGGCCGGACCGCGAGAUCUUGGUCAAGAUGGACUCCCAAGUUCUUGACUGCACCAUCUGCUUCGAGCCCCUCCGGCCACCAAUCUACCAGUGCGAGGUUGGACAUGCUGUAUGUCAUGUAUGCCGUGGAAAGCUUGGCAAUACAUGCCCGAUCUGCUGCAGAGGAAUUGGCUUCUCCCGCUGCUUUGCGCUUGAGGAUGUGGUUGACACCGUCAAAGUGCCAUGUGCAAACACGAAUUAUGGAUGCAAGCAGUUCAUCAUAUACUACCAGAAAGAGAAGCAUGAGAAGACAUGCCUGCACGCUCCAUGCUUCUGCCCAGAGGAUGGCUGCUCAUUCAAAGGAUCAACAGGAUCGCUCCUCUUGCACUUUGUCACCGAGCACAAAUGGUCACCCACAUACUUCCAUUACGACAAGGCCCAGUGGAUCUCCAUCCCACGGCACUGCCAGUUCACACUCUUGGUUGGAGAAGAGGACCUGUCCAUGUUCCUCGUGGUGAACACUUUCGUCCACGUGGGCAAUGCUCUCACCAUGAUCUCCAUCAGGCCCCAUGAAGCCUCCAGGUCAUGCUAUUCGUCCGAGAUAUCCGUCCACGAUGGUGAAUCUUACAAAGGAAGGUAUGUGCUUCAGAUGGAUCCUCAUGUAGGGGGCAGCUCGCUGCAUGACCGGGCUCAGUUGGGAAGGUUCUUCCUGAUGGUGCCUCCUGAAUUGGUCGAUGAAUCAACCGACGAACUCACCAUCAACAUUCGCAUCGAGAAGAUCCAGUGUGACGUGCAUCAUUGAUCGCAUCGACGUAUUGGCAAGACGUGGUGGCCUUAGACUUUUGAUCUUGCAGCAACUAGACUGAAAACGGGGGGACAGAUGUUGCUCUCUGCUUAUUUUCAUCUCAUCUAAUGUUGUAGGUAGAAUUUGCAAGACUUAAGAGCCGUAUUGAGCUAUUUCUGCUGUGAUAGCAGAAGUUAUCUGCUCUGAAUGUUAGCUCUGCAACUUUUGAACUGAUGGGCGUUGCACGUAAUGUACUCUAUGGCAGAUUUGCAAGGCACUAGCUUAGUUGAACUAUGAAGCAAACUCUUGCUGUACUUGUUCCUUUUUCUGGAUGAAUACCAACAAU